Molecule: messenger RNA, 330 nt
Organism: Staurois parvus
Lineage: Eukaryota; Metazoa; Chordata; Amphibia; Anura; Ranidae
Source: the annotation of a GenBank genome assembly
UGGGCACAGGUGGGUGGCACUGGUGGGCACAGGUGGGUGGGCACAGGUGGGUGGCACUGCUGGGCACAGGUAGGUGGCACUUCUGGGCACAGGUGUGUGAAAUUGCAGAGUGGCACAGGUGGGUGCACUGCUGGGCACAGGUGGGUGCACUGCUGGGCACAGGUGGGCAGAACUUGCGCGUGGCACUGCUGGGCACCGAUCAUCAGGGCACUGAUCAUCAGUGCCCUGAUGAUCGGUGCCGAUCCCCGCUCUGACAACUGCCGGUUCUCGGCAGUACUUUCCUCACGAUCUGACAGCGUGAGGAAAGUGCAGCCGAGAACCGGCACUUGC